This is a messenger RNA of Pecten maximus, 1646 nucleotides long. RefSeq names its product piggyBac transposable element-derived protein 4-like. Lineage: Eukaryota; Metazoa; Mollusca; Bivalvia; Pectinida; Pectinidae. Bases 33 to 1112 code for a protein of 359 amino acids. The transcript is spliced from 3 exons. The record is from RefSeq and is a predicted model, not a curated record.
ACAAACCAACAAAAUAUGGCAUAAAGGUUUACAUGUUGUGUGACUCGGCAAAUGGAUAUUGCUCAAGGCUAGAGCUGUUUACUGGGAGGGAGUGUCGACCUGUGCCCUCAGAAUAUGGAGUGACCUAUGAUUUGGUGAUGCGUCUCAUUCAACCCUACUUGAACAAAGGAUAUAAACUGUUCACUGACAAUUAUUUCACCAGUCCUCAUUUGUACUAUAACUUAUACUUGAAUGCUACAUUAGCAUGUGGAACUCUACGCAGUAACAGAAAAGGUGUUCCCAGGAUGUUGAGGGAGACUCGUCCAAUUGAUGGGAAUACAGUCACGUUCAACAAUGGAGUUUUGACCGCUGUUAAGUUUGCUGACAAGAAGGAUGUGUACCUUCUUACAACUAUUCAUGAAGGUAAAAUGGUUCCAACAGGGAAGAGAGACUAUGAGGGAAAUGUUGUUUGGAAGCCGGAUUGCGUGCUGGACUACAAUAAAUACAUGGGGGCCGUCGACAGAUGUGACCAAAUGGUGACUUAUGGAUCCUUUCAACGGAAAACUUUGAAGUGGUGGAAGAAGGUGUUCUUCCAUACUCUUGGCCUGGCUGUUCUCAAUGCCUACCACAUCUACAAGCACAGAGAGGAUCAUCCUGUUCCUCAUCGUUUAUUUAGGAGGCAGCUUGUAGCUCAGCUUGUUGAAGACUCCGGAGUGACUGGUCCAGAAGCCUCAGGACGACGAAGAGCAGCCCCUGAAGUUCUGCAGCGUCUCAGUGCCAGACAUUUCCCUUGCCACCUACCACCAACAGGGAAAAAGGUCCAUGCCCAACGUCGGUGUAUCGUUUGUGGUCCUGCUGAGGCAGAUAUCUUCAGGACACAGAACCCUGGUGUGAAGGUGCCAAACAGGACUGGACAUGACACCAAUUUUCAGUGUAGGCAAUGCAAAGUUGCACUGUGUAUCACACCAUGUUUCGAGCUGUAUCAUACUGUGUCGGACUAUACUUUGGCCUACAGAAGACACCAUCAUACUGCAGUCAGGAACCAGACCUUGGACAGGAGGAGUGAUAUAUUGUACAUGUAUACACUAAACACCCAAACAACAGUGUCAGAUAUCGAUGAUAUUUGGCCUUGAAAGUAAUCCUUUUCAUCAGUGCUGCUAUUAUAUAUUACAUAAUGUAGUUAUUUAAGAGGCGUAAAGAUCUAGUGUUAUUCAUUUAUAGCUAUAAUGUAAUUGUGAGAUUUAACAAUUCGCAAGUAUGAGAGUGUAUCUUUGUACCACAGCAUCGUACACCUUGUUACAGAAACAACUUUUCAACAUAGAUGUAUAUUUAGAAAUAAUUAUGUUAAUUUAUGAAGUUAUUUAAGAGGUUAUAUACUGCAUAGGGAAAUGUCAAGGAAUAUGACCUAAUGUUAAAGGGGCCUUAAGGCCUACUAUUAAUGUUAAGGUUUCAUUUAUGGAGGGCCAUGCACUUCAGGUUUGUAAUCAAUUAGCUCCCUUGAAUUUGCCAUAGAUGAUCUCCCUUGAAUAUUUCCAAUAUUACUUUUAGUGUUUUCAACAGUGAAAGAAGUGGCAAAUUAAAGUUGUUUGUUGUUUUAAUUUCAUUCUAUAUUUGAUUUGUUAAAUUUUUGUCACUAAACUAAAUCCUCAAAGGAUGGCAGAAUUUCA